This is a messenger RNA of Anopheles maculipalpis, 1561 nucleotides long. RefSeq lists its product as uncharacterized. Gene Ontology annotation, biological process: regulation of sodium ion transport. The record is from RefSeq and is a predicted model, not a curated record. Gene Ontology annotation, molecular function: sodium channel regulator activity. The transcript has 2 exons. NCBI's taxonomy places the organism in Eukaryota, Metazoa, Arthropoda, Insecta, Diptera, Culicidae. Bases 11 to 1366 code for a protein of 451 amino acids.
GGUCGUAACGAUGGGCAAGAAAAAACCAAUCCCGGAGGAAGACUUGAUCAUACCGCCGCAGGAUACGCGCAUCUGCGGCGUUAUCUGCGUUUGUCAGCUGACGUUCGUGCUGAGCACGGUCGCGAUCGUCUAUCUGACCGUCGCCAUCUAUAUGCCGUCGUCGCGCGCGUUCAAGAGCGGCAUCGAUGAGACGCCGGUCAUGUGCACAACGACCCGAGCCCUCAACCAGGAUGCGUGCGAAUGGGGCUCGUGCGGUGAGUGGUGCCUCAGCAAAACGUCCGGCGCGUGCAUCCAGAUCUACGUGCACCUGCGCAUGAACGGCAGCAGCUUACUGUUUACGAACUGUACCAAUUCGGCGAACAAAACAUGCUACGGUAUCGAUCAGGAGAAUGCGAAAAAGUCACGCUGCAUUGCGGACGAGUGCAAGAAUCUGACCGGUACGUUCAACUGCAGCACCGGAAUGUGCAUCAACAUUACCGAUGCGUUCGAGUGCGUGUUCAAGAACACGGAUCCACCGCUCAAGUGUUCCGGACGGCGGGGCAAGAUCACCUGCAUCGACAUAACCGGGCUCUUCUCGUGCAACCGGGGAACAUGUCGAAAGAUAAGAACUCCAUAUAAUUGCGAUCGUCGUUGCGUCGAUAUACCGACCAGAAACAAGAACAUGAUCUUAUUAAGUGGAGAUAAAGUUUAUCUUUCGCAAUGUUCGAGCGCUAUAGACAUGGAAACGAAGCAGGAGGUGUGGAACGAGGCGGAGGACAAGGUGAUCAUGUCGUCGUGCUACAACAUCCAGAACACGUCGCUCGGCAUCGAGGCAAUCGAUUGCGUCAAUGGGUCGGUGCUGGAGAAAACCGAGCUAACCGAUCUGACCAACUUCACCUAUCUGAGCUACCUGCACUACGCCGUUUCGAAACCGAUCAAGGUGAUUGCACCGCAGGAGCAAGAUCUCACGCUAUCGAACGAAAGCCGGCUGAUGAUCAAUCUCGAAGGAUGCGUCAACACGUUGCAGGACGAGUGCAAGGAGUUUCUGAAGGAGUUCGGCAAGGAUGGGACCGAUCAUAAUGCUCGGGCACGGUUCCCGUGCUACUACUCCAAGAGCAAGAUGCAGCAGGUGGUGGCACGGUUCAGUUUGGAAACGACCUACCGCCAGUUUGUCGUUGGCUUCUUCGUGCCGACGAUACUGUUUGCCGUCUCCUGUCUGACGCUGAUCUUCUGCCAGCGCACCAUACACGUCGGGGAUGAUGCGAAGAUGCGCUUCGUUGGUUGUGCUAAUAAGAACCCGGUUGUGGCCAACGGGGGCGCCAAGAAUCAAGACAAAGCCAACUCCGGUGACGGCGGUGGAGGUGGAGACUCCGUUAUGGCUCUCUGAGAUCCAUCACGCAUUCCUCUCCUGCAAGAAGAUAGUCCAGUUCAUCAAUCGGGUGUGUUUUCUCUACACUAAACCGUUUCCGGCCAGAGUGAUAAUCGGUAUUCUUCAGUCUAUCGUCUCCCUCCCCUGCCUGAGAGCCUAAUUAUGUCUACGAUCCCGUUGUUAUACGUACACGAGUUCUUUCCGUAACGAUCU